CUCCCUAGGGAAGCAAAAAAUUCUUUUAUUUGCGCAUUUGUCGACGUCGGAGCUUCUGUCCCAUUGGCUACUUACUAUAGGUUUCAACCGAUUGCUGCUAUCCAAUUACUGCAUCUUUUAUCUCCUUCCUCGCGACGCAGCUCUCUCCUGUAGGAGGGUAUAAUGAAUCCCUCCAAUACACGGCCAUUCAGCCCUGUAGGCGAUGGAGGAAGCGGUCAUUCUACCAGUCAAGGAUCGGGCAUCUCGCGGCUCGCGUCCUCUCCAUCAUCACAUUCGCACAAACAAACGACUUACGGUAACGACGAUAAUGAUUAUGACGCAGAGAAUCCGACUCUCUCGAGACAAAGGUCCUCUUCUAUGUCUAUACGCCUCCGAAAUGCCGGCGGGGUAAACAGCAUCGACAAUUUCGCACGCUCAUGGCAGAGAGCGGCAGGUUUCCCAGAGGUUAACCUAUGGGGAUCCUCGUACUUUACGAGUGAAUCGGAAUAUUCUGAUGGAGAAGAAACGCCCACAGCCUUUGGACGAAGAGAGGACCAGCCACUUCUCGGUGAUAACUCGGAAGCAAGAGACGUCUGGCCUAGAACAGCCAUUGCCGAUUAUGGCAGCGACAGCGGUCUUGGACCGUCCAAGAAACCACUUCCAAACACAGGACUGCCGGAUAUACACGUGGCCUCCCCUCCUGAAGGAGCAUACGGGGCAUCAUACGGCUCGGUCGCAUCUCGUAUCAGCCGCAUAUCUAGCAGACAACCGGUGAAAGCCAUUCAAGAACACCCGCCUAUUGUUGCGGGGCGGGAUGCGGAUAGAGAACCGUUGCUCGUCAAGCAAAUCGAGCAUGAAGAUGGGACCAAGGAGAACGUCGUUGUUGGGCAAUCGACCGUGCCACAAACCAUCUUCAACUCGGUAAACGUUCUAAUCGGGGUCGGUCUUCUGAGUCUGCCGUUGGGUAUCAAAUAUGCUGGUUGGCUCAUUGGUCUGCCAUUUCUUCUCUUUGCGGCUAUGGCCACAGCCUACACAGCUAAGGUUCUUGCUAAGUGCCUCGACGUUGAUCGAAGUCUUGUCACAUACGCCGACCUGGCAUAUAUCAGCUUUGGCCAGCCAGCACGUGUGGUAACGAGUAUCCUGUUUUCCCUCGAGCUUAUAGGAGCUUGUGUCGCACUUGUUGUGCUUUUCGCCGAUAGUCUCGACGCGUUGAUACCAGGAUUGGGUCUUCUCCAGUGGAAGAUCAUAUGCGGGCUCAUUCUCAUUCCUCUAAAUUUCGUUCCUCUACGACUUUUGAGCGUCACCAGUGUUUUAGGUAUCAUUUCUUGCACAUCGAUUGUACUCAUAGUGAUCAUCGACGGGUUUCUGAAACCGAGAGCCCCCGGCUCGCUGCUCGAGCCAGCCAGAACCAGUCUUUUCCCAGACAGCUGGGCGACGCUCCCUCUCAGUUUCGGCCUCAUAAUGUCUCCUUGGGGUGGACAUGGCGUGUUUCCUAACAUUUAUCGAGACAUGAGACAUCCUCAUAAAUACGGGAAGAGUCUGCGAGCCACAUACUUCUUCACGUACGGCCUCGAUUGCACCAUGGCUAUUAUUGGCUGGCUAAUGUUUGGACCUGGCGUGCGGGAUGAAAUCACAUCCAAUGUUCUGCUAACUGAAGGUUACCCACGCGGACUCUCGAUCUGCGUUGUGAUAUUCAUUGCGAUUAUCCCCAUCACGAAGACGCCACUCAACUGUCGGCCGCUAAUCGCCAUCUGCGAAGUCAUCUGCGGCGUUGAUUCACAAAGUGAAUCCGCGUCCCUCCAUUCACCUUCCAAAGAGAGGAUCCACCAGACAGUCAGAAUAGCGAUUCGCAUCUUUCUUAUCGCGCUGAUUGUAUUCAUUGCUAUCGUCUUUCCAGCGUUCGAUCGCAUUAUGGCGUUGAUGGGAUCUUCCCUCUGCUUCACGAUAUGCAUCAUUUUGCCUCUUGCUUUCUACCUGAAGAUUUUUGGAAAUGAUAUUCCUCGCGGAGAAAGAGUGCUGGACUGGGUUCUGCUGGUGGCAUCGUCGGCAAUGGCCGUGGUCGGGACAGUUUGGGCAUUCUUGCCCAGAGAGGCUAUGUCGGCAAAUUAGGAGAGCCCAUUUCAAGCCAAAGUCUA
Molecule: messenger RNA, 2114 nt
Organism: Paecilomyces variotii
Lineage: Eukaryota; Fungi; Ascomycota; Eurotiomycetes; Eurotiales; Thermoascaceae
Product: putative transporter
Exons: 6
Coding region: 163-2088 (641 amino acids)
Biological process (GO): amino acid transmembrane transport
Cellular component (GO): vacuolar membrane
Molecular function (GO): amino acid transmembrane transporter activity
Source: RefSeq, a predicted model, not a curated record